GUGCAGAGAAAACAAACAGAUUUAUUUGACAUUGGUGAUCCAAUGUGAUAAUUUUAGAGGAAAGAAAAAAACCCAAAUCUUUUCACAGAAUGGACAGGAAGAAAACUUUUCUAAGCUACAAAGAAGACCUCUUUUGUUUCUGGAAAAUUAAUAGAUAAGGCCCAUAUUGAUUUAUACUGGCAAAAUGUUUGACUUCUGAGGGUAAAGAACAACCCUUGCAAGCACCAAGCAAACUGCUGACCUUAAACAGACAAACCCAGCUUUGCAUUUUCAGUGCCAGAAGACAAUGAAAUAAAGACAACAGUUUUGAGGGGGAAAGCUUGAGACUCAAGAAUCUUAUAAACAGGAAAUCACUACAAAGGCAUUCUCACCUAAGGCAAAGGCUUAGGAAAUACAACAUUCCAGAGUCCUCCCUGAAAUCACCAGUCAUGUGAGAGAUGGGUCCAAAUGAGGAACAGAAAAAUUAGAGCACAAAAAACCGGCAGUGACAUUGAAACCAAUUAAACAGAGUUGGCAAAAGCCAAAAACAAGAAUUGAAAAAGAAUGUUGUGGCUUAAAAAAAAAGUGUAAACAAAAGUUAGGUCUGUCGUCCUGAUUAAGUGGACAAAUAUAAGUAGUGAGGGCGGCAGGUAGGAGGCAGAAAAGCACACUAAAUUUCUCAUGACAUAAAGGGGAAUAUAAAAACGAAUUAUUUGUCACUGACUUUACUAAUUUGUGAAAUGUAAACUAUUUUCAUUUGAUAAAUUUAAAGGCAGCCGCGAGAAGAAUUAAGAAUACUUUCUGCCUUGAAAAUCACGAUAGAAGAUAAAAGCAAAUGUGGGAAAAUUCAGAAAACAGGAAUAAAUAAAAACUAUAGAAUACGAAGUCAUAAGACCAAACACAACACCUAUAAACAGCAGAGACGUAAUGCGUUAAAUCCCAGCCAGAGCAGAGGCGCUGCAGUUCUUAGGACAGACCCCGGUGCCUCCAGGCUUUUGCUAGUGCUCAACUCUCGGCUAGGCUUGCCUCCCCACCCUAUUCAAGGCUGAGGCCUCAAUUCAAGGUCGACUCCUCAAUUCUAGGCCGACUCCCUCCUCCCGGCAGUUCUCCCCGGCCGCCCUAGGCUAAGUGAGCACUCCCCACAGUGAACGCUGCCCGCGCGGGCGAGGCCGGCGCUCUGGGUCCGGUACGAAGUCCCACCUCACUCCCUCUCACCCCGCGUUACAGCGUGUGGUCUAGAGCCACGCGUUACGCCAGGCGCGGGGCAUAGGGUGAAAGCGUUCAAUCCUGCUGGAGUGUAAUGUGUAUUUUUUCCCCGUCGCACCUUCCAGACGGCGAUCCAGUGUGAGCAGCAAGUUUCAAAUCGUCUCCGUUUGGUCACGAACGGAGUUUACUGCCCCUCGACGCCUCCUGCACGACAGCCCGUGGUCCUCGCGCCCGGGCGGGUCGUUUCUCGGCCGGGUGGAUCCACCCGCGACGGCUCGUCCCGACCCCACCUAGCGGACUUGCAAGGUCUCAGGGCGUCCGCUGGGAGGCCGCGUCCCGAAUAGCUGGCGCGGGAGAGGAAUGGGGCUCGGGGCUCGGAGUCGGGAGCCCAUUCCCCCAAGCAAGAGGGGCUCCUCCUCCUCUUCCUAGACGUGGGAUUCAGGGAGGGCGCGGUUCCAUUGGAUUUGUUGCAGAGGAACGACUGGGCCUGAGCCCAAGCCCAAGGGCCUGAGGGGUAACGAGCGAAGAGCGGAGGGGCUUGUGGCGGACUUGCUGCGCCCUAGAGAGGGUGAGGCGGAGGGGGUCCCAUGCGCGGGCGGGGCGCAGCGACGAAGGGGUUAAGGCGCCUCACCCCGCCCCAGCCCGGGCAUUGGCUGCCCCGGGGGGCGUGGCCGGAGGGCGGGCUCGCGUUUGCCGCAGCCGCUGGUGGGCGGGGCUCGGGCGGCGAGCAGGAGGGGCGCGGAGCGGAGCCGGGCCCGCGCCGCGCGCCCCGCCGGGCGUGCUUCGGGCUGCGCCAGCAAGCCGGGCCGGUGGCGCCCGUGUCGGAGACCCCGCGCGGGACCGAGGCAGCGAGUAAGAGAAAACUGCAGUCCAGGAUGGCUCAGUCGGCCCCUCCAAAGUCGCGCAGCUGGUUCGGGCCGAGCCCCGACUGCGAGAGUGAGGCACAUGGCCCCUGCAGACCGGGCCUCGGAGGGUCCCAGGCUUGAGGACCCGUCAGCCCCUCAACCCCUUGGAAAGGCAAGGAGAGAAGCCUGCGCUGGUAGUGAGCUUCCACUUCUGCCCUGACUGCAACACCUUAGUGCCCCCCUGGCUUAGUCAUGGCGAAGCUGGAGACGCUGCCUGUGCGCGCUGACCCAGGGCGGGAUCCUCUCCUGGCCUUUGCCCCACGGCCCUCCGAGCUUGGACCCCCGGACCCCCGCCUGGCCAUGGGCAGUGUGGGCAGUGGGGUGGCCCAUGCCCAGGAGUUUGCCAUGAAGAGCGUGGGUACCCGCACAGGGGGUGGGGGCAGCCAGGGCAGUUUCCCUGGCCCCCGAGGCAGUGGCAGUGGGGCCAGCAGGGAGAGGCCGGGCCGCUACCCCUCAGAGGACAAGGGUCUCGCCAACUCCCUCUACCUCAAUGGCGAGCUGCGGGGCAGUGACCACACCGAUGUCUGUGGCAACGUGGUUGGCAGCAGCGGUGGCAGCAGCAGCAGUGGUGGCAGUGACAAAGCCCCACCACAGUAUCGUGAGCCCAGCCACCCACCCAAGCUCCUGGCCACCUCUGGCAAGCUAGACCAGUGCUCAGAACCACUAGUUCGGCCAUCGGCCUUCAAGCCUGUCGUACCCAAGAAUUUCCACUCCAUGCAGAAUUUGUGCCCCCCGCAGACCAAUGGGACUCCUGAGGGACGGCAGGGCCCUAGUGGCCUCAAAGGCGGACUGGACAAGUCUCGGACCAUGACUCCAGCGGGUGGGAGUGGGAGUGGCCUCUCAGACUCAGGCCGGAACUCCCUCACAAGCCUGCCCACCUACAGCUCCAGCUACAGCCAGCACCUGGCACCCCUCAGUGCCUCCACCAGCCACAUUAACCGCAUUGGUACUGCCAGCUAUGGUAGUGGUAGUGGCGGCAGCAGCGGUGGGGGGUCAGGCUACCAGGACCUGGGGACCUCCGAUAGUGGACGGGCCUCCAGCAAGAGUGGGUCGUCGUCAUCUAUGGGGCGGCCAGGCCACCUGGGCUCUGGGGAGGGCGGAGGUGGAGGCCUGCCUUUCGCGGCCUGCUCACCGCCCUCCCCCAGUGCACUCAUCCAGGAGCUGGAGGAGCGGCUGUGGGAGAAGGAGCAGGAGGUGGCAGCUCUGCGGCGCAGCCUGGAGCAGAGCGAGGCGGCUGUGGCCCAGGUACUGGAGGAGCGGCAGAAAGCGUGGGAGCGGGAGCUGGCCGAGUUGCGGCAGGGCUGCAGCGGGAAGCUACAGCAGGUGGCCCGACGUGCCCAGCGCGCCCAGCAGGGCCUACAGCUGCAGGUGCUGCGGCUGCAGCAGGACAAGAAGCAGCUGCAGGAGGAGGCGGCCCGGCUGAUGCGGCAGCGGGAAGAGCUGGAGGACAAGGUGGCCGCCUGCCAGAAGGAGCAGGCCGACUUCCUGCCCCGGAUGGAGGAAACUAAGUGGGAGGUGUGCCAGAAGGCUGGCGAGAUCUCCCUCCUGAAGCAGCAGCUGAAGGACUCGCAGGCGGAUGUGUCGCAGAAGUUGAGUGAGAUCGUGGGACUGCGCUCGCAGCUGCGGGAGGGCCGGGCCUCGCUGCGGGAGAAGGAGGAGCAGCUGCUCAGCCUGCGGGACUCCUUCAGCAGCAAGCAGGCCAGCCUGGAGCUGGGCGAAGGCGAGCUGCCUGCCGCCUGCCUCAAGCCGGCGCUGACCCCCGUGGACCCGGCCGAACCACAGGAUGCUCUGGCCACCUGCGAGAGCGACGAGGCUAAGAUGCGCCGUCAGGCCGGGGUGGCCGCUGCCGCCUCCUUGGUUUCCGUGGACGGGGAGGCGGAGGCUGGCGGGGAGAGCGGGACGCGGGCCCUGCGGCGGGAGGUGGGGCGGCUGCAGGCCGAGCUGGCGGCUGAGCGGCGGGCCCGGGAGCGCCAGGGUGCCAGCUUCGCCGAGGAGCGCCGCGUGUGGCUGGAGGAGAAGGAGAAGGUGAUUGAGUACCAGAAGCAGCUGCAGCUGAGCUACGUGGAGAUGUACCAGCGCAACCAGCAGCUAGAGCGCCGGCUGCGGGAGCGCGGGGCCGCAGGGGGUGCAAGCACGCCCACUCCCCAGCAUGGCGAGGAGAAGAAGGCCUGGACCCCCUCCCGCCUCGAGCGCAUUGAGUCCACAGAAAUCUGAUCGACCUGGGCACUCGGCAUUUUGACACAUGUCCUGUCAAAAGGCCAGAGUCCCCAGUGUCCCCUCCCCUCCAUCUCUCUUCCCCAUAGACCCCAUAUCCCCAGACCAAAGAGGUUCUCUAAGCAGCUGUGACCAGGUUCCUCCCUCCCCACCUGCCCUCCUAGCUCCAGCUCUGCCCCUGUGGCAGCCCACUUGGACCCUUCUAAAAGCAGGGAAUAGGAGGAGGGCAGGGUGAGUGGGGGCAAUCCUAGGUGGUGGGGGAGUCAUGUUCCCUUUCUUGGCACCCCCUUGUUGGAGAUGGAGGCAGCAGACCUGCAGUGCCAUAAGGUGCCCCAGUCCUUCUGGGGGUCUGGGCUGCUACUGUUGGCCACCCUGUGUCUAGUGAUGCUCUCUGCGCUCACCUCCUAGGCCAUGGAGCCUGAGGGGGCCUGCACCAGGUUUGCUGAAACUGACAGAGCCUGGGCUCCAGACCGCUCUCCCUCCUACAGUGCUCUCCCUCCCUGGGAAGAUUGGCAGGACAAGUGGGAGCAGAUGGCCUGCCUUUGGUUGAGAGGGCUACCUGCCCAGCCCCUCCCCCCACAAGAUCUCUUGGGCUCAGGCCUCAGAGCCUGGCCUGGUCAUGAGUGUGUGUCCCUGUGUGUGUGUUGCGGGAGGGGAGGACUGGGGCUGGAAGUCCAGCACCCAGGGAAGAUCUGUCCUCCUGUUCUUGGGAAGCGUUGCCUGAUGGCUUCUCGGCUCUACCCUCACCCUUCUGGCCAAGAUCCCGCAGGGCAACAGCCCCAUCUGCUUGGCUGACCCCACACCCAGGGCCACUGUCCGGCUCUAACACAGCUAUUAAGUGCUACCUGCCUCUCAGGCACUCUCUUCGCCCAGUUUCUGAGGUCAGACGAGUGUCUGCGAUGUCUUCCCGCACUCUAUUCCCCUAGCCUCUUUCUGCUUUCAUGCUCAGCACAUCAUCUUCCUAGGCAGCCUCUUCCCCAAAGUCUCACCUUUUCUUCCAGUAGAAAAUUCCGCUUGACCUUUGGUGCAAUGCCCACUUCCCAGCUCCACUGGCCCAAGUCUGAGCCGGAGGCCCUUGUUUUGGGGGCGGCGGGAGAGUUGGAUGUGAUUGCCUUUGAAGAACAAGGCUGACCUGAGAGGUUCCUGGCGCCCUGAGGUGGCUCAGCAUCUGCCCAGGGUAGGCCUGGAAUGAGAGGUUAGGUCAGCCAACAUCAGCUACUUCUCUUGGGGCCCUCUCAGAGUCCAUCUCCCCGAGACAGGAAGGGAAAAGCAAAUUUCUAAUUCACCAGCAAUAAAAAUUGGAGGAGGCUUGGCCCUCAGCCCUUGCAUUUCUCUCUUUUUCACUCUCUCUUCCUCCCACCCCCAAGACUGAGUUUUGGGGGGCAAGGUGGAGAGAGCUGGCAACUACUGUGAGCAAGUCCCCUAGCCCCUGACCAGCCUCCUCCCAUGACUGGUGACUGUUUAAUGAGCUGUGCAUCCCCCACAAAAACAUGAGUGCCCCUCUGUGUGGCCUCUAACCCUCUGCACAGCCCUUCUGGGUGGUCCUCACCAGGUCUCUGAGCUGGGUGGGAGGCCAUCCUGGCAACCACUGCCCAUUCCAUUCACCCCUUACUGCACCUGCCCUAGAACCUGGGCCUAGGCCACAGGGGCAGGGAGAAGAGAAGGCAUUAGUAAGAAAAAAAUAGAAAAAAAUAUGAACAGACUCAGCUUUGGGACGUCCAACCACAAAAGAAAUUAUAUAUAAAUAUAUAUAAAUAUAUAUCUCUACCAUAUGUGAUGGAAAGACUUUUUGUUUUCCUUUCCCAAAGAAAUAAAAUGGAAAAAGCCUCUUGAGUGGUA
This is a messenger RNA of Symphalangus syndactylus (siamang), 6143 nucleotides long. It is a transcript of the gene LZTS3, whose product is annotated as leucine zipper tumor suppressor family member 3. Gene Ontology annotation, cellular component: dendritic spine. Gene Ontology annotation, biological process: regulation of dendritic spine morphogenesis. NCBI's taxonomy places the organism in Eukaryota, Metazoa, Chordata, Mammalia, Primates, Hylobatidae. The record is from RefSeq and is a predicted model, not a curated record.